Messenger RNA from Rhincodon typus (whale shark), 1659 nucleotides. It is a transcript of the gene pef1, whose product is annotated as penta-EF-hand domain containing 1. Gene Ontology annotation, biological process: COPII vesicle coat assembly. The record is from RefSeq and is a predicted model, not a curated record. Lineage: Eukaryota; Metazoa; Chordata; Chondrichthyes; Orectolobiformes; Rhincodontidae. The coding region runs from base 18 to 1070 and encodes 350 amino acids. Gene Ontology annotation, molecular function: calcium ion binding. The transcript is spliced from 5 exons.
GUUGUUGGGCGCGUUUGAUGGGGGUGGGGCGCCGUGGCCAACGGACCAAUCGGAUGAAGGAGACGGCCCGGGGCGGUUUCGUGCUCGGGCGGGUCGUUGUUGAGUUGGAGAUGGCUACCUAUCCUUACGGCUCGAACUAUCCUGGGUCAUCAGGGCCUGCACCAGGAGCUCCACCGGGCAGCUACUUCUCAAGUCAACACCAGGCUGGAGGUCAAUAUGGCCCCCAUUCUGGCCAGUAUGGGGGUCCACCGCCAGGUAGUCCUUAUGGAGGGCCACAACCGAGCGCACCGUACGGAACAUCAGCAGGUGGGCAAUAUGGAAACCAAGCACCAGGUGCACCAUAUGGAGCUCCACCACCAGGAGGGCACUUUGGAGCCCCUGCACAAGGAGGCCAGUAUGGACCUUCAGCUCCCGGAGCCCCAUAUGGAAGUGCAUGUUCAGCAGGAUAUUGUGGAGGGCCAGCACCAGGUGGUCCAUAUGGAGGACACCCAUAUGGAAUUCCACAGCAAAGGCAAUAUGGAUCAGGUGCUUCUUUGGCUGGUGAUGUUCCGGCAGGCAUAGAUCCUGAAGCCUUCUCUUGGUUCCAGUCGGUGGAUGCAGAUCGAAGUGGCUAUGUCUCCCUGAAGGAACUCAAGCAGGCCCUUGUCAACAGCAACUGGUCGACGUUUAACGAUGACACCUGCUACAUGUUGCUUAACAUGUUUGACAAAAACAAAAUGGGAAAAAUCGAUCUGUAUGGGUUUUCCGCACUCUGGGGAUUUCUUAAGCAGUGGCGCAACAUGUUUCAGCAGUUUGAUCGGGAUCGAUCAGGGACCAUAAACUCUCAGGAGCUACAACAAGCUCUCACUCAGAUGGGUUACAAUUUAAGCCCACAGUUUGUCCAGUUCCUGACAGCUCGAUAUGCACAAAAAACAGCUCAGUCCUCCAUUCAGCUGGACAGUUUCAUCCAGAUUUGCACGCAAUUGCAGAGCACAACUGAUGCUUUUAAAGAGAGAGACACCAACCGUUCUGGAAAUGUGCGCAUCAGUUAUGAAGACUUCCUAACUCUUGCAAUAUCACGCAUGCUAUGAUCUGUUGUGGUUACAGAAAACGAAAUAAGUUAGAAGAUCUAGAUUGAGUCUCCAUUCACAUAUUGUGGUCAGCUAAAUGGAAUAAAAUUAGAACUCUAAUUUAAUACGAUUAAUGCAAAUGAAGGGAGCAAUUUGAAAUGGAUGACAGCGUUAUCACAUCUCUUGUACCACAAGUUAUCGACUAAUACUGUAGUUUCACUGCACUGUUUAUAGCACUAUUCAGUAAAGUAAUGCAUUUUCAUGUAACAGGAACUUUCAUUGCUUGAAGUCUCUUAUAGAAUGUGCAUACUUUCCAAUCUGGUUUAUGGAAAUCUUGAAAUUAUGUUAGAAUUGAAACCUGCUCCUGCUAAACAAAGUGGCUUCAGUGUAAGAGUGGCCCAAUAUGGCAUAUUCCAAAUAUAGAACCUGUGAUUUAAAACGGGUGUCAUUCCAUCAAAACUUGGUUAUAAAAUUUUGUAUAGAGCAGCCUGACAGAUAUGUAAUAGAUUAUACUUAAUCCUCUUGAUUUUUAGCCAUUUAUGUCUCCGAAAAAAUAAAAGAUCAGUGGCAUGCAGUUCAUGCAUUAUUACAUAGGAAUUGUGAACCUUAA